Lineus longissimus is the source of this 2027-nucleotide messenger RNA. RefSeq names its product cytochrome P450 4F2-like. The coding region runs from base 101 to 1600 and encodes 499 amino acids. The record is from RefSeq and is a predicted model, not a curated record. Gene Ontology annotation, molecular function: oxidoreductase activity, acting on paired donors, with incorporation or reduction of molecular oxygen; heme binding; iron ion binding. The transcript is spliced from 2 exons. Lineage: Eukaryota; Metazoa; Nemertea; Pilidiophora; Heteronemertea; Lineidae.
CUCAUCAGGACAGGAUCACUUCGCUGCUGGCAGAACAAUCGUUUUCAGAGACGUUCCCGCAGCAUUUUCAGUCAGAAGUUUACUCAUCCAUGGUGUGAGCAUGAAUCCAGUCCUGAACGCGCUGAUCAUCAUUGGUAUGAUAUACACCUUGGUAAAGUUCCUACAUUGGUAUUUCGGAAAGGCAAGGCGAAUUAUACAGUUGACCUCUGCCAUCCCGGCGCCUUCAAGGAAUUGGUUCUGGGGCUCCCUGCAUCAACAUCCAGGCAUUACGGAAAAAACGCUGACGUGGUACGUCGAUUUGUCCAAAAAGUACGGAGAUAUUUACAAGAUAUGGUUUGGACCUUUCAUCCCUCAGAUUCAUAUUGCGAGUCCGGAGCUAGCCAAAGUUAUUCUGAAGACGGCGGAGCCGAAGCCGCUGGAUAUUCCAGGUUACGGCGUGGUCCAGCCGUGGCUUGGCACUGGCCUCUUACUGAGUGAUGGUGACGUCUGGCACAGGAAUCGCCAUCUUCUGACCCCAGCCUUCCACUUCGAUAUGCUGAAGACGUACGCUGAUGUUUUUCGGCGCACUACAGAUAGCCUCAUUAAUGUCUUCGACUCGUUGGCGGAGAGAGGUGACAGUUUUGACAUCUUCAAACCAAUGGGGCUGCUCACCCUGGAUACUGUCCUUCAGUGUGUCUGCUCAUUCUACGAAGAUAUCCAGCAUCUUGGUGAGAACCACAUGAUUGUCAAACUGACCCAUGAUGCUUUGAGUUUGGCAAUUUAUAGAAGUCUUAAGCCUUAUCUCUGGUCUGAUAUUACUUUUUACAUUUCGCCUACAGGAAUGCGCUUCAGGACUGCCUGCCAAAAUUUCCAUGCAUUUACACGUGAUAUAAUUGAGAAGCGGAAACUAGAACUAAGUGAAAAUCCUGAUUUGAAACAAAAGCAAAGAGAUUUUCUUGACAUUCUUCUCGUUGCCAGGGACGAGGAUGGUAGAGGAUUAAAAGACGACGAAAUCGAGGCGGAAGUCAAUAAUUUCGUGUUCGCAGGCCAUGACACCACUUCCAGCACACUCUCGUGGGCAUUAUACGCUCUAACCGAACACCAAGACUUUCAAGAGGCGUGCAGGAGGGAAAUUCGCGAGAUACUAAAAGAUCGUGACUCGGACGAAAUCCAGUUUGAUGAUCUACCGAAACUUACAAACCUGACCAUGGGGAUAAAGGAAACCUUGCGCUACUUCGGGACGGUGCCUAUGAUAUCACGAAAACUCACCCGGGACAUUCAAGUCGGGGAUCACCUCCUCCCUAGCGGAGUGGACGUCAACAUCAUGCUGUUUUUAAUCCACAGACAUCCCAGCGUGUGGGAGAAGCCGGACGAAUUCAUCCCUGAGAGAUUCAGCGCCGACAACGCCGUCAAUCGUGACCCGUUCGCAUUCGUUCCAUUUUCGGCUGGGCCUAGGAAUUGCAUCGGACAGAACUUCGCCAUGAAUCUGAUGAAGGUGACCCUGGCUCGCAUUCUGAAUCGGUACAUCGUCACUUACGAUGCGACUCACCCGAUUGUGAAGGUGCCCGAAGCUACCAUUAGGACCGAGAGCGGUCUUUGGUUGAAGCUAGAAAGAAUUUAAUCUCCCUGACGGAAAGAUAGACUGUCAUGUUGAUCUUUAAUACAGAGUAAAUCGUUUCACAGAUGUAUCGACUUUAAAUCAUGCAAGUGUCGAGUCUUCGGCCUUUCUGAGAAUCUGAGGAAAGGCAGGGAACAUGUGUGGAAAAAGAGCGUGUUCGCGAAGAGUUGUACAUGUUCAUGCAUUGUGGCGAGAAAAACCAACUUAAAAUUUUUAAAAUUGUAGAACGGGAAGUUUACGAUAUAUCUACAUGAACUUUUGCAGUAUUGAGACUUCUGACACUUGAAUGAACACAAUAUUGCUAAUUUUGAUUUGUCUUAUUCAAUACAGCGUUAUUUAUAAAAAGAAUUAAGCAAGAAUAUUUUAUAUUCUGUCGGUAUAAAUAUUUGAGGAUAUACCAAUAAACAUGAAAAUUAUUGAUUCUCUCCCA